Alternaria alternata is the source of this 860-nucleotide messenger RNA. RefSeq lists its product as hypothetical. The transcript has a single exon. The coding region runs from base 330 to 575 and encodes 81 amino acids. The record is from RefSeq and is a predicted model, not a curated record. Lineage: Eukaryota; Fungi; Ascomycota; Dothideomycetes; Pleosporales; Pleosporaceae.
GCCCUUGCUUACCCAGUCUUUGUUCUAUAUUUCGGCAUAUAUCGUCUACUAUCGCUUCUAGCAUUCACAUUUCCGCCCUCGUUACUACCUAUUUCCGGUCUUCGCUAUAGCUUACCACCUUGGUAUACUAUAUCCGGACAUUGCCACACAGGUCUGGACCAUUUAUCACAAGCCGCCUCCCGCGACACAUCACCUGUAGAUCAUAGUAGCCAUCCACGUCUAUACAAGUUUGCCGGUGCUAUAAACAUCUACAUCCUCCUCAUAUCCAUCCAUCUACACACCGACCACAUAUAUACACACUAAGAUACUUCAAUACCACUCUUAAUACGAUGGCAUCACGCUUUGUCGAAAACCUCGAAGAGGUCCCAAUUAGUCAUCCCCAUCUCAACGUCUCACUGGAUGACAUCCUCGCAGAAGAGAGCCGCAAGAGGUCCUCUUCCCAAUCAUCCGGCAGCUCGGAGACCCGUCGGUCAGGAAGCAGCUCGACACCAAGUCCAACAUCACCCAUCAACACCGAAAGCAAGCUCAAACGGGCUUUUACUAUUGGCAGCAAGAAGGGUCGCCGAACUUCAUGAAUGAAAGCCGACACGUCCAUCGCUUGGACCAAUUCUACACAUCUAUUACGAAUUCACGAACCACGGUUAUCAGACCAUAACGACAUCACCAAGACUUUCUCGACCAAGCGUUGGAAGAGACUAGUCUGUCGCCUGACAAGCGCCGAACCGUCAGUUGUCGUCGCUUAGGUGACGACCGGACGAUUAUUCGGACGUCACUAUCACGACAUUCCAUAGCAUGGUCACUAGCGCCACGCACCACCUGCGCCCCAUCACUAUCAUCAUCAUCAUUACACAGCCACGAUG